CACACAUAGCUCCGGCACUCUCCGGGGAAUUUACACGUGCACUUGCAACGCUUUCAAAUUUGCGACCAGGCUUUGCCAUGGACGAGUUACGAAAUCCGAUUCUCAGCGGCAUACAGCUUGAACUAGAGGAAUCCGAGGAGGAUGGGGACGAGGACAUCGAGGACGCAGUGGAAGGCGAAGGAGCACUGCACGGGCCUGAUGCCGGACUGCUGUACUUCUUCACCAGAUUGUACAACGUUCUCAGUGGGUAUAUCUCCAUGACCACCUACGUGGAGCGCCGGCGGAGGGUAUACUUUGCGGGAUUCAGCAAUGUGCAACUGCUGACUCCGUUUCUGGGCGAUCGACAGGGGAAGCGGUACCGCUGGAUCCACCUGUCUGUCAUCUUCCACGCCUUCAGAUCCACGAGACGGUUCUGAGGCAGAUACCCCACCGUGUCACAGCCAAAUUGAAAUUCCAUUUGGCAUUUGUUCGGAGUUGUUGGUCCAUCUAGUUUCAUUUUGCGCCCUGGCUUUCGCAUCUGCAGCCCCAAAGUCCACAUCUCUGCCCUUUUCGGAUCCCCCGUGCCAGUGUGUGUGUGACAUUUUGGCAGCAGUUCAACGGAAAAACGUUUGGCAGCACGGCCAGAAAAUGAUAAGCCUGGCCAGCGAGAAAAAAAGAGCGGGGGGAAACAACCGAGCAAUCGGUUCACUGAGUAAAAUAAAAAUUGGAAAAA
Messenger RNA from Drosophila erecta, 712 nucleotides. RefSeq lists its product as uncharacterized. The coding region runs from base 78 to 416 and encodes 112 amino acids. The transcript has a single exon. Lineage: Eukaryota; Metazoa; Arthropoda; Insecta; Diptera; Drosophilidae. The record is from RefSeq and is a predicted model, not a curated record.